Molecule: messenger RNA, 2247 nt
Organism: Effrenium voratum
Lineage: Eukaryota; Dinophyceae; Suessiales; Symbiodiniaceae
Source: the annotation of a GenBank genome assembly
AUGACCAUUUCCAACACGAUCGCCAUCACGCCCGAACUGAUCGAGGCGCAUGGGCUCAAACCCGACGAAUAUGACCGCAUUCUCGAGCUGAUCGGCCGGGAGCCGAGCUUCACGGAGCUGGGCAUCUUCUCGGCCAUGUGGAACGAGCACUGUUCGUACAAGAGCUCCAAGAAAUGGCUGCGCACCCUGCCGACCGAAGGGCCGCAGGUGAUCCACGGCCCCGGCGAGAACGCCGGCGUCGUCGAUAUCGGCGACGGCCAGUGCGUCGUCUUCAAGAUGGAGAGCCACAACCACCCCUCCUACAUCGAGCCCUAUCAGGGCGCGGCGACGGGCGUCGGCGGCAUAUUGCGCGACGUCUUCACCAUGGGCGCGCGGCCCGUUGCGGCGAUGAACGCGCUGCGGUUCGGCGAACCGGACCAUCCCAAGACACGGCAUCUGGUCGCGGGCGUCGUCUCGGGUGUCGGCGGCUAUGGCAAUGCUUUCGGCGUGCCGACCGUCGGCGGCGAGGUGGAGUUCGAUGCGCGCUACAACGGCAAUUGCCUGGUCAACGCCUUUGCGGCAGGGAUCGCCGACACCGACAAGAUCUUCCUGUCCAAGGCCGAAGGGGUCGGCCUGCCGAUCGUCUAUCUGGGCGCCAAGACCGGCCGCGACGGCGUCGGCGGCGCGACGAUGGCCUCAGCGGAGUUCGACGACACGAUCGAGGAAAAGCGACCCACCGUUCAGGUCGGCGAUCCGUUCACGGAAAAAUGCCUGCUUGAAGCGUGCCUCGAGUUGAUGGCGACCGGCGCGGUGAUCGCCAUUCAGGACAUGGGCGCGGCGGGGCUUACCUGCUCGGCCGUCGAAAUGGGCGCCAAGGGCGAUCUUGGCGUCGAACUCGAUCUCGACCGCGUGCCGGUGCGCGAAGAGCGCAUGAGCGCCUAUGAGAUGAUGCUGUCGGAAAGCCAGGAGCGCAUGCUGAUGGUGCUCGAUCCGGCCAGGGAAGCCGAGGCCGAGGCGAUCUUCGAAAAAUGGGGGCUCGAUUUCGCGAUCGUCGGCAAGACGACCGACGACCUGCGCUUCCGCGUGCUUCACCAGGGCGAAGAGGUCGCCAAUCUGCCGAUCAAGGAACUGGGCGACGAGGCGCCGGAAUAUGACCGGCCCUGGGUGGAACCGGGCAUCUAUCACGACUGGGACCCGGCCUCCGUGCCCGCUCCGGACGAUUUUGCGGACGCGCUCCUCGCCAUGCUCGGCUCGCCGAACCUGUCGUCGCGCCGCUGGGUCUGGGAGCAGUAUGACACGCUGAUCGGCGCCAACACGCUUGCCAUUCCCGGCGGCGAUGCGGGCGUCGUGCGCGUCGACGGCCAUGCGACCAAGGCGCUCGCCUUUUCGUCAGACGUCACGCCGCGCUAUGUCGAGGCCGACCCCUAUGAGGGCGGAAAGCAGGCCGUCGCCGAGUGCUGGCGCAACAUCACCGCAACGGGGGCCGAGCCGCUGGCGGCGACCGACAAUCUCAAUUUCGGCAAUCCCGAGCGUCCCGAGAUCAUGGGCCAGUUCGUCAAGGCCAUCGAGGGGAUCGGCGAAGCCUGCUCGGCGCUCGGCUUUCCCAUCGUUUCCGGCAACGUGUCGCUUUACAACGAGACCCAUGGCGAGGCGAUCCUGCCGACGCCGACCAUCGCCGGCGUCGGACUGAUUCACGACUGGGCGCACAUGGCGCGCAUCGGCACGAUGAAUGAGGGCGAUGCGGUGUUCGUCCUUGGCGGCGACGGCACGCAUCUGGGCCAGUCCGCCUAUGGCCGCAUUGUCCAUGGCCGCGCGGACGGCCCGCCGCCGCCCGUCGAUCUCUACCAGGAAAAGCGCAAUGGCGAUUUCGUCCGUUCGGCGAUCCAGAACGGCCAGGUGACCGCCUGUCACGACGUUUCCGACGGCGGUCUUGCGAUCGCGCUGGCCGAAAUGUGCAUGGCGGCGAAGCGGGGCAUGACAAUCGAGGUCGGCGAGACCCAGGCUGCCCACGCGCUGCUGUUCGGCGAGGAUCAGGGCCGCUACGUGGUCACGGUCGGCGCGCCCGACGCCAAUUUCCUUUCGCUCAACGCCGAGGGCGCAGGCGUGCCAUUCCGGCGCAUCGGCACGGUGGCGGGCGACCGGUUUUUGUUGACCGGCGCGAUCUCCGCUUCCAUAUCUUUGGCACAGAUGGAGCGCGCGCAUGAGGGCUGGCUGCCCGGCUACAUGGCCGGCCCGGCCCGCGCGGCCGCCGAACAGGAGAUGCCGUAA